AAUCACAUAAUGGACUUCUGGAAUCUGGCAAUGAGAAUUCUUUUCUUAUCAAAAAUUUCAACUGGAAUAUUGGGAAAUUCCUCUCUAAUUUUCUACUAUCUGCUCCUUUACUGUAGAGAAUGCACAUUAAAACCCACAGAUUUGAUUCUCAUGCACCUAAUGGCAGCCAAUGCCUUCAUCAUUCUCUCUGCAGGAGUGCCCCAAACAAUGGCAGUAUGGGGAUUUAAACAUUUCUUGGAUGACUUUGGAUGCACGCUCCUAUUGUACAUUCAAGCAUUUGUUAGGAGUGUGUCCAUUGGCAUCAUCUGCCUCUUGAGUGUGUUUCAGGCCUUGACCAUUAGUCCCAGGAAGUCCUGUUGGAAGGAUCAAAAAGUCAAAGUUGAGAAGAACGUUGGCUGUCACAUUUUCCUCCUCUGGGUCAUGUACAUGUUGAUACGUUUCAUUCCUAUUGCAUACACUUUUGUCAACAGGAACAGCAAAAAUGUGACAAGAAGACGAGACUUUGCAUACUGUUCCAUUGUAGUUCAAUAUGAAAUUUCUGAAUAUCUCUAUGCAGCACUGGUGGUGCUCCCUGAAGUCUUCUUUUCUGUGCUCAUGGCCUGGUCCAGUGGAUCCAUGAUUGUCAUUCUUUACAGACAUAAACAGAGGGUCCAACACAUCCGUAGCACUCAUGGUUCCAGCAGAAAUUCCCCUGAAUCCAGAGUUACCCAGAACAUUCUGAUCCUAGUAUCUACCUUUCUGGCUUUUUAUACUUUCUUCUCCAUCUUAAGAGGCUUCAUUAGUCUUUUGUAUUAUCAAAAUUGGUGGCUGAUAAACAUCAAUCGCUUAACUUCUCUCUGUUUUCCAUCUUUUGUACCCUUUUUUCUCAUGUAUCAUUAUUCUAUUGUAUCCAAACAUUGUUUGGUAUGGAUAAGGAAUAAAAAGAAUAUAAUCUCAUUUUAA
Molecule: messenger RNA, 942 nt
Organism: Peromyscus californicus insignis
Lineage: Eukaryota; Metazoa; Chordata; Mammalia; Rodentia; Cricetidae
Product: vomeronasal type-1 receptor 4-like
Exons: 1
Coding region: 10-942 (310 amino acids)
Biological process (GO): G protein-coupled receptor signaling pathway
Cellular component (GO): membrane
Molecular function (GO): pheromone receptor activity
Source: RefSeq, a predicted model, not a curated record